AUAUGAUAGAUUUUCUAGUUUUCUAGCCUCAGAAAUCCAACUCCAGCCGCCAGAGAAUAAGCCAGUAAAAGAGCCAGGACUCUGCAUUUGUUGCAUGAGAGGUAUUAGCCCCUACAGCCCUUCUGCUGGGAGUAGCCUGGUGGGAAAAGGCCAGGCCAGUUACAUAAGCCCGUGGCUGGGACCCCGGAGGCCAGGCUGGAGAGCAGGUGCUUAGCCCCUCCCUCACCACCAACAGUGAAAAUCUCCCGCUGGAGCCCAGCCUCCGGGCCACCCAGCAUGGAGGCAGCCACAGCUCCGGAGGUGGCCUCGGGAUACACACUGAAGGGGAAAGAAGCGAGCCCAGCGGAUGCUGAAGGACUUCCAGCUUCACCUGGACAGGAGGCCAGCAGCCCCGUUCCCCAGCUCCUGGCCCUUGUAGAAGAGCACCCCAAGAUUUGGCUCCCUCGGGCCCUGAGGCAGACCUAUAUCCGGAAGGUUGGAGACACCGUGAACCUACUAAUCCCAUUCCAGGGCAAACCCAAACCUCGAGCCACCUGGACACAUGAUGGCUGUGCCUUGGACGCCAGCCGUGUGAGUGUGCGGAAUGGGGAGCGGGACUCCAUCCUCUUCAUCCGAGAAGCCCAACGUGCUGACUCGGGCCGCUACCAGCUCAGCGUGCGGCUGGGCGAGCUGGAGGCCACUGCCACCAUUGACAUCCUGGUGAUUGAGAGGCCAGGCCCUCCUCAGAGUAUCAAGUUGGUGGACGUUUGGGGCUCCAAUGCUACUCUAGAGUGGACACCUCCCCACGACACAGGCAAUGCGGCACUCCUGGGAUACACGGUGCAGAAGGCUGACACAAAAUCUGGGCUGUGGUUCACGGUGCUGGAACGUUAUCACCGCACCAGCUUCACAGUCUCCGACCUCAUCGUGGGCAACUCCUACGAAUUUCGAGUCUUUGCUGAGAACCAGUGUGGGCUCAGUGAGACAGCCCCCGUCACUGCUGAGCUUGCCCACAUCCAGAAAGCAGCUCCCGUUUGGAAGACUGAGGGGUUUGCACAGCGAGAUUUCUCUGAAGCUCCGAAGUUCACCCAGCCUCUGGCAGACUGCACCACAGUCAUGGGCUAUGACACCCAGCUCUUCUGCUGCGUCCGCGCCUCUCCCAAGCCGAAGAUCAUCUGGCUGAAGAACAAGGUGGAUAUCCAAGGUAACCCCAAGUACAGAGCCCUCACUCACCUGGGAAUCUGCUCUCUUGAAAUCCGCAAGCCUGGUCCCUUUGACGGGGGCAUCUACACCUGCAAGGCGGUUAACCCCCUGGGGGAGGCAUCUGUGGACUGUCGGGUGGAUGUGAAAGUUCCCCAUUGAGGCUUCCAAAGAGGAUUAGGGCAACUCUGACAAAGGAAGCCUGAUAGUGGUGAGAUUGUGUUCGUAAGGAGCUCCAGCAACAGCAUCUGCUUUGGGACGAAUCUAAAUAAA
Molecule: messenger RNA, 1452 nt
Organism: Hyaena hyaena (striped hyena)
Lineage: Eukaryota; Metazoa; Chordata; Mammalia; Carnivora; Hyaenidae
Gene: MYBPHL
Product: myosin binding protein H like
Exons: 10
Coding region: 277-1341 (354 amino acids)
Molecular function (GO): protein binding
Source: RefSeq, a predicted model, not a curated record